CACUCCACUUCCCUCCAUCCGAUCCUGCAGUUCCGUGGUUCUACCUAACUGCACUCCUGAUUAGCCCCAGGUGUGUCGUUCCUCGCCGCACCGCUGCAGGGAGCACGGCACAGGUCGCCUGUUGGUGGUCCACUCCCUCAUUUUCCUCCUCCUUUGUUCUUGCUGCCGCUUUUCUACCCGGCAUUUUUCUUUCUCUGCUCUCUACCCUCCCUAACCCUCCACUGCACCCACCACUUCGGUCGGAAGCGAGUCCGCUCAUGCUGCAGCCCGACUGCUCGUUUUGAACGGCUUUUGUCCAUUGGGAUCCAAGCUCUUUCCCUCGUUGAAGUGAAGAAGGACGACAGGUCAAGAAUCCCCCAUUCUUACCCUCCAUCGUCCUGCACUCGACCUCCCUUCCCCAUCGCGUCACCAUGAAUAAUCCCAACGAUUAUUUUGACAACCCGGCCUCGCGUUCCCCUGGUUCGCUCCGCCAUCCGAAUCAGACUCUUCAUCGGCAACCAUCUCGUCAGUUUGAUGCGUACGGCCAAGCCGCGGCCACGUAUAUCCCCGAAGACAUGAAUGCGCAACCCUUUGCGCACCGGUUCAAUGAGCGGAUGAAUCCCACGAUGCAGCCCGGUUAUUACGACCUGGUGGACAACCAGACCUGGAACGGAGUCUUUCCUUCGUCCGGUUCCAUGCCUGCGAUCAACUCGCGAAGAAACCCCCCCAUGCAUCGAGGCGGCCGAGCCGGACUUCCAACAACAUGGAUGGAAGGAUCGGGCAUCGGAGCACCCAUUCCCAAUUUUGGCGGUGUUGGAAAUCCACCGCUCUCGAUGGCUCAACGCCCGAAUAGCGACAUGAAUCUCGGUUCCAAUGACGAUGAACUCAUUCCCACCGCCAUCGUCAUCAAGAACAUUCCGUUUGCCGUGAAAAAGGAACAGCUCGUGCAGCUGAUGACCGACCUUGGCUUGCCGCUUCCGUAUGCGUUCAACUACCACUUCGACAACGGAGUGUUCCGUGGACUGGCGUUUGCCAACUUCACGAACCCCCACGAGACGGCGGCGGUGAUUCAGCACCUGAAUCAUUAUGAACUCCAGGGGCGAAAGUUGCGGGUCGAGUAUAAGAAAAUGCUUCCCAUUGCGGAACGCGAACGGAUCGAGCGCGAGAAGCGAGAACGGAGAGGCCAGCUGGAAGAACAGCAUCGCCCCUUGCCCGCUGGGCAACUCCAUAACCAAUCCUCCUUGUCCUCUCUCGGAGGAGGACACCUGCCGACCACAUCUCCAUCACCUGUGAACCAACGAAAUCUCGUGCAUGACGUGGAUAUGAAUGACCCUACCGUGCUUCGAUACUACUCACAAAUUUUGCUGUUCAAAGAGGACCUCAGCCGAGACACAAUCUCAUUCUCCCCUCAACUAGCUCCGACCGAACGACGUGUGGUUCACACCCUUGCCCACCACAUGGGGCUUUCGCAUAACUCCCAGGGUGAAGGGGACAGCCGCCGGGUGGUCGUCACUCGGGUUGCAUUGGAAAACAUGAAUCGAGGCAACAUGAGCCCUCCAGGACGUCAUUCCGUCGACCCGCGCCGCACGCUGAACCGAGCGGCAACGACCGACUUCACCGAUGUGCGCGCCGGGGAAGGAUUCUACAACACCAUCGGCCGCCAGUCAUCGGGACUCCUCGGUGGAUAUCCCGACUCUCCUGCCGGCCUCGGACCCGGUCCCAACCUGCGACCGGCCAAGUCGUAUGCGGACUUGCGAUCCUACACCCCAUCCCCCGUUCCGUCCACAGCGAGCUUCCCGAUCAAUCUGAACACCAACCUCCCGCGAUUUUCCAAUGAUCCAUUCACAUCGGCGGUCAACAGCCAGACCUCCAUGACGCCUACGGCCGGGGGUCGCGACGACCUGGUCAACGGCAUGGGAAGCAUGACGCUGACCUCGUCGACCCUGGCUCCCAGUGGAAGCCCUCGCCGAGGCAUUCUGGGGUGGAACAACGAUGGAGCCAACCCGGGACCGAUCGGCGGACACCGAGCGUUCAGCACGAACUUUGACGCCAGCGAGGGCCCCCGGGACCGUGGGGCGAUGAUCCCGGCCCGACAACCACGUGGACCGGUCCCGGAACGUGGCUCAGGCUACGGCAACCGUCCGCGACAGAACGGUCAUGUCGGACGCGGCAGCGAUGAGCUCUCGAACCAGAGCGGAAAGGAGAUUGCCGUGGAGUAAGGGGACUCGACGGCCGCUUUCUGAUCUGAGGACGUGAUUUCGACCUUCAAAGCGAUGACUCGAUAUCUAUUGAUACCCCUUCCCACGC
Molecule: messenger RNA, 2286 nt
Organism: Eremomyces bilateralis CBS 781.70
Lineage: Eukaryota; Fungi; Ascomycota; Dothideomycetes; Eremomycetales; Eremomycetaceae
Exons: 3
Coding region: 411-2198 (595 amino acids)
Cellular component (GO): cytoplasm; nucleus
Molecular function (GO): mRNA binding
Source: RefSeq, a predicted model, not a curated record